Molecule: messenger RNA, 2908 nt
Organism: Fusarium oxysporum Fo47
Lineage: Eukaryota; Fungi; Ascomycota; Sordariomycetes; Hypocreales; Nectriaceae
Product: Six-hairpin glycosidase-like protein
Exons: 2
Coding region: 91-2532 (813 amino acids)
Biological process (GO): carbohydrate metabolic process
Molecular function (GO): hydrolase activity
Source: RefSeq, a predicted model, not a curated record
UAUUAACUCGUCCGCACCGCACCUCAAUAUCAUGUCUUCCCUCAGUCGAGCAGCACCUUAUCAUUCUUUUGUAUUUCAUUCUCAUUCAAAAUGAUUCCGAGACUAUCGGCCACUCUAUUGGCCACCGUCGUCUCGGUAUGCAUAGUCGAGGCGUCCACUGUAUCAUCAUCACUCGCUCAUUCCUACCAAGACGACAACUCCAAGGCCAUUCUUGGAAACACCGAUAGUGUUACGCUCACAUCUAACGGCAAGACUCCUGGAAUCUUAAUCAUUGAUUAUCACCAGAAUGUCGAUGGGUUCCCAACAUUUGAGGUGGUGAAGACCAAGGGCAACACGUCGGUUUUUGAACUCACUUAUGGUGAGACCAAAGCGGCUGUCAAUCAGUACAUGGGUGAUGGCCCAAUGUCUUUUGCCGCCGCGAUGGACAACUAUCGCAUCAACCGUCACAACAUCACCGGGCCGUCUGUCAUUUCUCAACGUCUUAUCCAAGGAGGCUUCCGCUACCAGAAACUGAACCUCUCAUCUGCCGGAACUCUCGUCCUCAAGAACAUUGGCGUUAAACCAACCACAGACACCACUCCCCUUGACAAAUUGGCAGCUUAUUUCGAGUGUUCUGAUAAAGACUUGACCAGAAUCUGGAGAACUGGUGCAAGGACAGUUCAGCUGACCGAGAUCCCAAAAAAUUCUCUUCCUGACUUUUGGAACAUUACCAAGGAGGGUGCUUUGGUCGAAAGCUCAGCACCUCAGAUUCUCGCCCAAGCUGAGUCGCUCACGGAUUACAAGCUCCAGUUUCAGGUAAAGCCUUUGACUGGCCAGUUUGGCUUCCUGGUCCUGGGUGACUCGCUCAAUACGGGCAUAUACAUCUCGUGCAAUCUCCUUGACGGUACCGUAUCGGUUCAUGUUGGAUCAACCAACCUCGACAAAGUCAUCAAGACAACCAAACUCUCCACGCGUCUCCCGAUCAACAAAUGGCUUACAGUAGCCGCCACUGUCAACUCAACCCAAAUUCAGGUCUCUUUCAACGGCAAAGCUGGGCUCGACUUUACUCAGGCCGAGAAGUUUGCUGGAUCAGUCGGUCUUGGCGCGGAUUACCCUCAUGCCGCUGUAUUCCGAAACUUGAACCUCACGACACUUACUGGUGGCGAUAUUUACAGUGCAUCUCUUAAGGACGAUUCAUUCUUGGACGACUUUCUCAUGGGCACCAACCCUGCAGACACUAUCGUUGAUGGGUCCAGACGAGAUCGAAUUGCUUAUUCUGGAGAUCUUGACAUUGCACUCGCCGCGUCAUUUGCAAGCACCUAUGCUCGAUCCUUUGUCGAAGGAACUAUCGAUCUGCUUGGAUCCUUCCAAACCACCUCUGGCUUUUUUAUCCCUACAGCAAAGAUUCAACAACCCCCUCUCGCCUCCCCCCUACCUUUCAACAUGACCGGUCUCAUCGGAUACUCGUUCAACAUCAUGACAGCCAUGGCAUACAACUACGAGAUGACGGGUGACGUUGCCUUUGCCAAAAAGUGGGCACCAGCUGUUAUUUCGAUGCUUGACUGGGUACACUCUCAGUCUCGAGGUGGUCUCUUCUCUCUGUCUGAUGAGUCUUUUGGCGGUGACUGGAACUACUAUGACCCUCCCCAAUCUGGAAUUGUCACCAAAUUCAACGCUGUCUACGCAUAUGCUCUUGCACAGUGCAUCCCGAUGCUCGAUGCUGCUGGCAAAGACGUGUCGGUAUACUCGAAGCAACUGAAAACUCUACGUACGGCGAUGAACGACAAGCUCUGGGAUGAGUCAAUGGGCGCUUAUGUCUUGUCAGAGAAACAUCGGGACGGGUUCGCUCAAGAUGCAAACGCCAUUGCUAUUCUUGCCGGCGUUCCCAGUGGCAAAGCCUCAUCCAGCAGAAUUCUUUCCACCAUGAAGAAGGAAUUGAUGCUACCUGCUGGACCUCUGGCCUUCUCCAACUCGACAUCUGCUGCUGGUUUCGCUCGCAAGAUAAGCCCAUAUGCCAGCACUUACCACUUGCGAGCUGCUUUCCAGUCAAACAACACAGAGAUAGCAAAGUCUCUUCUCAAGACACUGUGGGCGCCCAUGGCUGAUCCCAAGCAUACAAACUACACCAACUGCUUCUGGGAGACUCUCAAUCCAGAGGGAACUCCUGGUCUCGCUCUUGGCACCUCACUGUGUCAUGGAUGGGGAGCUGGUCCUACAGCUGAGCUGAUUCGCCAUGUGCUUGGUAUUCAGCCUGUAGAAGCUGGUUUCAGGAAGUGGACAGUGGUGCCACAGACUCUUGGUCUAAAGUGGGCAAAGGGAAAGCAGCCUACUCCUCACGGCGAUAUCAGCGUUGAAUGGAAGUUUGACAACAAGCUCCUCCAUAUGGAGGUUCGGGGACCGCGAAAGGGGUCGCAAGGAACUGUGUUCUUUCCCCAACCUCUGUUGACUCCUUUGUCCAAGACUGUUAUCACGGUCAAUGGCAAGAUCAUUGACGAACCCAGUUUCAAGGUGCAGCCUAAUGAGAAGCUCAUCAUUGAACAGAGGAAGCGAUAAUUCCACGUGUAAGACAAGUUCUUUAGAUAGCUGAUUUUCUUUCUACUUUUCCUCUUUUAUCACUGUAUUUAUAUAACAUAGGCCAAUAGCCAAUUGUGGAGGAGUAUCUGGCUAUUACUUCAUCUGGAUUGUUCCUUUCUGUGUCGCGGACGAUGCCUUCGAUGCUUACUCUUCCUGCCUUUCCCGGGGCGCUCGUUGCCACUAGGAUCACAUAAUUGUAUGUGCAGUACCGAUCUAAUUAACUCCUCAGACAGUGCUAAUUUUAACAUAAAAAAAAGAGCGUAAGCAAAUUCAGCGGAGAUGACCCUCGACCUGGGCAUUGAAUGAGGACUGAAAAACGUUGUGAAAUGUAAAGAGAGGCGAACCCGCGUAACCA